AUGGCAUCUUCCUCGCCUAGCCCAUCAGAACUCGAGAACGUCGUUCCAGACACACCCGAGCAAGCAGUGACGAUGAAUCAGCCGUUGUCGCAGAUGGAGAAGGACAUGUGCUGGUUGAAGAUCCAUUUCGAGAACCUCCUGCGCCCUCAAGGGCAGGCCAGUUCCAGCGAAACCCCAGCACCAGGGCCUGCUACACCCAUUUCCGGAGCGCAACAGUCAGUGCCGUCGACCCCUGCGCCGCAGACGGACAAAGCGGGAGGAGAAGGGUUACUCCCGACCCCAAAGGUGACACCUUUCCCCCAACCCACUUUUUUUCCGCCUAAGGACACGAAGCAGGGCCAAAGGUCGGAACUUUAUGGGAACCAGAGCGAGAUUCCGAGCAAAAAGGUCGAUCUGCCACUAUACGAAGGUAACAAUCCCGAGGAUUGGCUGUUUCGACUAGAGAAAUGUUUUGAGAUGAAUCAUGUGUCGGAAUGGGACAAACUGGAUCAAGCUUUGACCUGUCUCACCGGAUCUGCGAUUACGUGGUGGCGUUUUUCACAAGAGAGGGAGCAGAUUAACACUUGGAAGGAUUUUAAAGACAAUGUCAAAGUAAGGUUCAAACCCAGUAGAGGAAGUGCUUCGGUGGACCAUUUGUUGAAUAUAGUUCAAAAGGGGACCGUUAAUGAGUACAGAGAUCGUUUCGAAGAGCUUUCCGUGGAACUUCCUCAUGUACCUGAUGAUGUGCUUGAGGCGGCCUUCUUGAAGGGGUUGAAGAAGAGCCUUCGUGACCAAGUAGUGAGGUGCAGACCGGGAAACAUGACCGAUAUCGUUGAAGUAGCGAGGUUGAUCGAAUCGCAGGAGGGAGAAAACCAGAGCUUUUAUGGUCGAUCGUUCCGAAAACCAGUAGCUGCUUCGGGGUCGAGUUUCUCCAAUCGUAACCAAAGCAGCAACAAUUGGAGAUCAGGCGACAACCAAACGGCGAAGAGGAAUCCGGAGGCCACCAAGGAUAACCGAAAACCAUUUGUCAAGUCAAAUCUUUGCAACUACAACUGUGGAGAAAAGUGGUUUCCGGGGCAUAGAUGUAGACAGAGACUCAAAUGUAUGGAAGUAGAGGAAGAUGAGAACCAACCCAAGAAUGAAGCUAUUGAGCAGGAGGAGGGUGAGAACCUUGUCGAGGAUGGCGAAGAGCAACAAGAGUUGGUCACCUUAUCGCUGCAUUCAAUGGCAGGCUUGACGACGGAAACUUCCAUGAAGAUGUGGGGAAGUAUUGGUGACAGGAAGGUUGUGGUACUCAUUGACUCAGGAGCUACCAGCAACUUCAUCACUGAGAAAGUAGCGAAGGAGAUGAAGCUACCUCUGGCGCACAACCGAGGCUUUGGAGUAUUGGUAGGAGGUGGAAAAGUCAUGCGUGGCAAGGGUAGAUGUUUAGUUCGAUUUGAGGCAUUAGUUUAG
Molecule: messenger RNA, 1434 nt
Organism: Microthlaspi erraticum
Lineage: Eukaryota; Viridiplantae; Streptophyta; Magnoliopsida; Brassicales; Brassicaceae
Source: the annotation of a GenBank genome assembly